GUCUUCGCGCGCCACGUGACUCGGAAGCUCCGGUUUCACCCAGGCGGGGAGUCAACAGCCCGCUGACCCCAGUGGAGCGGUGAGCCUCGCUCGGCAGGCGGCAGGGGCGCGAUGGCGGGUUUCCCCAUCCGCAAGCCGAGCAGUGUGGCGUUAAUGGAGAACCGCAGCUGCGCGCACACGCUCGCUGUACGCUGCUCAUUCACGGAGGGACACGGGGCAGGAAAACUGCAACAAGUUAAAAAGCCUUUUGCGUUUGGUUUGUUGUCUUAUUGUUUGCAUACAGUUACCAGGAACAUUAUGUCCCACACUUGUAUAAUUUACAAAACGUUUUCAUAAACAUUGCUCUCUUCCUUAAUCCAUAACAGUUCUGAGGCACACACGGCGGGUAAUAUUUUACAAAUUUUACCUAUGAGGAGGCAGAUCCAUGACUAGAAAGUAGUAAUACCAAAACUCGGUUGAUUAUUUUUAUUUUUUUGCCUUGGUCUAAUGUCUGAUGGUCCAGGAAUUCACUUCAAGUAAAAUAAUGGAGCUAAACUGAUACAGGUAUGGUUUUCAGUAGUAUUUCAGAAAAGGGUAGCUGGGUGAGUAAAACAGUAGUUUGGAGUGUGAAUCCCAGAACUCAAACUGCUAUUAAUUAUCCUUAUGAAGAUUUGAACAGGCUAAGAGUAAAAACAGGAACAAGGUCUAGUCAGGCAUUUUCAUGUUACUCAUAUAAUUCUUACAGCAAAUAGAGCUGACAAGUUUGUUUUUUUUUUCUUUUGAGACGGAGUCUCUGUCGCCCAGGCUGGAGUGCAGUGGUGCGAUCUCGGCUCACUGCAAGCUCCGCCUCCCGGGUUCACGCCAUUCUCCUGCCUCAGCCUCCCGAGUAGCUGGAACUACAGGCGCCCAGCUAAUUUUUUGUAUUUUUAGUAGAGACAGGGUUUCACCGUGUAAGCCAGGAUGGUCUCGAUCUGACCUCGUGAUCAGUCCGCCUCGGCCUCCCGAUGUGCUGGGAUUACCGGCGUGAGCCACCACGCCCGUCCGAGCUGACAAGUUUAAGUAACCUUCUCAAGGUUACCCUGCUAGAAGAGGAUUCUCAAGGCACAGAGUUGUGGGCCACAAGAAUCCAGGUUGAGGAAACGGUGAAAGUCCUGAGCUGAAACAACUACCUUGGGGCAUUGAAGGAACAGCAAACAGCAAGCCGACCGGCGGGGGUGGCGGGAGCUGGGCUGGAAAUCAGGUGGGAGAACCGGCCAGACGCCCGCAGGCGCGGUACGCAGAUAGCCUGGAAUGCGCUGGGGGCUCUUCCCUGGGCGCGGCUUCAGCACCCCCCAUUCCGGUCCCACCACGUCCCCACCCACCUGGAGAAGGCGGAGGCUGCACUGAGUGCCGUCUGAGAGUCACUGGAGCUACCAGAAGCACCAUGGGGCCCUGGGGAGAGCCAGAGCUCCUGGUGUGGCGCCCCGAGGCGGUAGCUUCAGAGCCUCCAGUGCCUGUGGGGCUGGAGGUGAAGUUGGGGGCCCUGGUGCUGCUGCUGGUGCUCACCCUCCUCUGCAGCCUGGUGCCCAUCUGUGUGCUGCGCCGGCCCGGAGCUAACCAUGAAGGCUCAGCUUCCCGUCAGAAAGCCCUGAGCCUAGUAAGCUGUUUCGCUGGUGGCGUCUUUUUGGCCACCUGUCUCCUGGACCUGCUGCCUGACUACCUGGCUGCCAUAGAUGAGGCCCUGGCAGCCUUGCACGUGACGCUCCAGUUCCCGCUGCAAGAGUUCAUCCUGGCCAUGGGCUUCUUCCUGGUCCUGGUGAUGGAGCAGAUCACACUGGCUUACAAGGAGCAGUCAGGGCCGUCACCUCUGGAGGAAACAAGGGCUCUGCUGGGAACAGUGAAUGGUGGGCCGCAGCACUGGCAUGAUGGGCCAGGGGUCCCACAGGCGAGUGGAGCCCCAGCAACCCCCUCAGCCUUGCGAGCCUGUGUACUGGUCUUCUCCCUGGCCCUCCACUCCGUGUUCGAGGGGCUGGCGGUAGGGCUGCAGCGAGACCGGGCUCGGGCCAUGGAGCUGUGCCUGGCUUUGCUGCUCCACAAGGGCAUCCUGGCUGUCAGCCUGUCCCUGCGACUGUUGCAGAGCCACCUUAGGGCACAGGUGGUGGCUGGCUGUGGGAUCCUCUUCUCAUGCAUGACACCUCUAGGCAUCGGGCUGGGUGCAGCUCUGGCAGAGUCAGCAGGACCUCUGCACCAGCUGGCUCAGUCUGUGCUAGAGGGCAUGGCAGCUGGCACGUUUCUCUAUAUCACCUUUCUGGAAAUCCUGCCCCAGGAGCUGGCCAGUUCUGAACAAAGGAUCCUCAAGGUCAUUCUGCUCCUAGCAGGCUUUGCGCUGCUCACUGGCCUGCUCUUCAUCCAAAUCUAGGGGGCUUCAAGAGAGGGGCAGGGGAGAUUGAUGAUCAGGUGCCCCUGUUCUCCCUUCCCUCCCCCAGUUGUGGGGAAUAGGAAGGAAUGGGGAACGGAAAUACUGAGGACCAAAAAGUUCUCUGGGAGCUAAAGAUAGAGCCUUUGGGGCUAUCUGACUAAUGAGAGGGAAGUGGGCAGACAAGAGGCUGGCCUCAGUCCCAAGGAACAAGAGAUGGUCAAGUCGCUAGAGACAUGAUCAGGGGACAUUAGGAUUGGGGAAGACACUUGACUGCUGGAAUCAGAGGUUGGACACUAUACAUAAGGACAGGCUCACAUGGGAGGCUGGAGGUGGGCACCCAGCUGCUGUGGGAUGGGUAUGGAGAGGUCAUAAACCUAGAGUCAGUGUCGUGUUGGUCCUAGCCCAUUUCCGCACCCUGCCACUUGGAGUGGACCUCUUCUACUUUUCUUAGCGCCUACCCUCCUAUCUAUCCAGGGGACUAGUGCCAAAUGGUCUCUCCCUGCCAAUUUUGGUAUCUUCUCUGGCCUCUCCAGUACUGCUUACUCCUCUAUUUUUAAAGUGCCAAACAAAUCCCCUUCCUCUUUCUCAAAGCACAGUAAUGUGGCACUGAGCCCUACCCAGCACCUCAGUGAAGGGGGCCUGCUUGCUCUUUAUUUUGGUCCCGGAUCCUGGGGUGGGGCAGAAAUAUUUUCUGGGCUGGGGCAGGAGGAAGGUUGCUGCAGCCACCUACUGCUGCUGUACCCUAGGAAUAUGGCGACAUGGACAUGGUGUCCAUGCCCAGAUGAUAAACACUGAGCUGCCAAAACAUUUUUUUAAAUACACCCGAGGAGCCCAAGGGGGAAGGGCAAUGCCUACCCCCAGCGUUAUUUUUGGGGAGGGAGGGCUGUGCAUAGGGACAUACUCUUUAGAAUCUAUUUUAUUAACUGACCUGUUUUGGGACCUGUUACCCAAAUAAAAGAUGUUUUUAGACAUC
Molecule: messenger RNA, 3350 nt
Organism: Symphalangus syndactylus (siamang)
Lineage: Eukaryota; Metazoa; Chordata; Mammalia; Primates; Hylobatidae
Gene: SLC39A1
Product: solute carrier family 39 member 1
Biological process (GO): zinc ion transmembrane transport
Cellular component (GO): plasma membrane
Molecular function (GO): zinc ion transmembrane transporter activity
Source: RefSeq, a predicted model, not a curated record